ACUGCAAACGAGAAGAAGACACGGAUUUGUUGCAUCGACACUCUCUCACGUAAGGCGAAAAAAUCACACGAAUAAAGAAAAAAUUAACGAAAAACAUAAGUGUUCCCUUGAUCGAAAAUUACUCAGUUUAAUAUUCUUAACGGCGUCAAAAUGAUGACCUAAAGCCGGCCGAUAUAUUGCUCCAGUUGAAGGAACUUACUCCCGCGGUCCAUUUAAUGAAUGUGUCCAGCGGUUCGAUUUCCUCAUGUCUCAUUCGUAAACAACAGUGGUCCCUCGGAGGGGAUUUUGCUUUCUCGUUCUUUUUUAUCAGGCAUUCCUUUGGGCUUUCUUAUUCGUUUCGUUGGGGACGUCUUUCAUUUUUGUUUCCCACGCGCUCCUCACAAGCAAAGCGAACAGAGCUUCAGUGAAUUGGUGGAAUUGGACACAUUGGACAUUGGCUGGACAAAGGGCCCAGGAAAACAGGCAAGUCAACAUCCUCCAUCCAAUCGACAACAGGCACACCAACAACAACAACAUCAUAAGACAAGAAAAAGAUAGAGUAAUUUUUUAGCAAACAAAACAACAGACGGACAAGCAGCGGAUUUGUUGCGUUACCCUGGCUUUUCCUCAAGAAUUAAGCGAAUUAAGUAGUAUUUUAAAACGAAAAUACUUUUCGAUGGAUAUAAACGAUGAGCUGAGCAAUGGACCGGCUCUAAUACGAUCAUGCCGCACAUGCAUGACGGAGGAUAGUCGCUACUAUCAAAUCUAUGACUAUGUGGAUGAGAAUCACUCGAUUAUGGAAAUGAUUGAUGCCAUUGUGCCGCAAAUCAACAUUACAACGGAUGAUAUUGAGUUCUCCACAUUGAUUUGUGAGACGUGUGUCAAUAAUCUUCUGGUUGGCUAUCAAUUUCAACAGCAAUGCAUUGCCAUCGAUCAAGAGUUCCGCCAGCAAAUUUUGGCGCCACCCGAAGAAGUGUUGGUGGUAAAUGCGAAAGAAGAUCUCACCAUGGAGGAUGAAAGUAUGGAGGAAACGAAAAUUGAAGUUUAUAACUUGAAUUGUACAGAUGAGGAUGUGGAGGCCAAAGAAGAGGAGCGGGAGGAGGUGGAGGUACAUGUCGAAGAGGAAACGGAAGAAAUCCGUGAGGAGCAGGAGGAGGAAGAUGAGUGUACGGAGACCAUACUGGGCGAAGAAGACAAUGAACUCCAUCAAGAAGAGGAAUUACUUGAAGCUUCAAUGAAGAAACUUGAUGAAAUGGACAGCUCGUCGGAAAACAUUGAUGAUGAUGACAAUGAGAUCACACCAGAAGACAUCGAUGAGAAUGAAAACACUAUUAUGGACUGUGAGUCCACAUUGCCGCUUAAAAUAAUUCAAGUUGAUCGCAAAAAACGUUACACCUGUGCCGUGUGUGGAAAACAAUAUGAUCGGGUAUCACGCAUUGAAGAUCAUUUGGAAAGGAGGCAUAGAUAUUCCAUUGAUGAUAUCAAAAGAUGGGUGGAAAUUGUCGACGGCAGUGGGAAUGUUAUGAAACGGGAAAAAAUGAGGAAAGAUAAAGAAAUGCAAGAGAGACGCUGUGAAGAAAAAGAAUAUGAAAAGGCCAUGAGCAAGAUAAUCCAGAUCAAAGAAGAAAAUGAGCCAGACGUUCAGGUUGGCGAAAAUUCUAAAGAAACCAAAGAUACAAAUGCUGAUCCAAAUCCCUUGUCUAUUAUUAAGAUUGGCGGCCGCAAACGUUUUAAAUGUGGGGACUGUGGCAAAAUCUAUGAUCGCAUUAUACGCAUGCGUGAACAUUUAAAGAAUCGGCAUAGCUAUGACAUGAAAGAUAUCAAUAAUUGGUAUGUCCUUGCUGAAAAUGAAAUGGACUUGUCGGAUUCAAAAAUUAAACCCGAAGAUGGCCUGUAUACAUGUGAGGAGUGUGGCAAACAAUUCUGUGAAAUAUAUCGCCUGCAACGCCACAGUAUUGUACAUUCAGUGUUUAAAAAAUAUGGCUGUGAAAUAUGUAAACAUCGUUUUGUUUCCAAACAAAACUAUCGCAAUCAUAUGAAACUUCAUGAAAAUGCAGACAAUGAGACGACGACCACCACACCCCCAACUCCAACCGUUUAUAAAUGUCCCGAGUGUGCCAUGGUGUUUGGUAAUCGUAAUUCAUUGUCGGCCCAUUGUAAAAGGCAUUAUACCACCACAGAGAAGAAUUUCACCUGCCUGGAGUGUAAUCGGGAGUUUAUCUCGAAGAAAACCUUAAGUGAACACAUAAAGCGAGUGCAUCCCAACAUCACAUAUGCCUGUGAACACUGUGAUCGCACCUUUGGCUUGCCCGAUCAUUUGGAACGUCAUAUGGGCGUUCAUCGUGAUAUAAAAUGCAAAGUGUGUCACAAAAAAUUUACCACUGUACAAACGCUCAACGAUCACAUGAAUCUGCAUACCGGUGAAUGUCCCUAUCUGUGUCCGGAAUGUGGCAAAUCAUUUCCAUUUGCGGGUAGUUUAAGGCAACAUUUAGCCAGACAUUCAUUGGUCAAUCAAUUUCAUUGUUCACAAUGCGGUAAGGGUUUCAAGUGCAAGGCGAAUCUCAAGAAACACAUGAAGUCCCAUUUGGGCAAAAGACAUAGGCGUAUGGGCUUUGCAGCGGCAGAUGAAAACAAUCUGCAAAAUGACGAACAAGAAUCUGAAGUGGAGGAUGGAGACGAUGGAGGUAUCGAAGAACAAUAUAAUGUCACAGCUUUGGAAGAUGAUUCAUGGUAAUCGUUUGGCAAAAUUAUUGUUUAAUUGUAGUUUUAGUAUUUCCAUUAAGUGACAUUACUAUUUUAAGAUUGUUUUUUAUGUAUUUAAGCAUAUGUACAUUAAGAUGUGCAACUCCAAAGAAAAUAAAAAUCAUGUGUACAAAAUCAAAAAUAAA
Molecule: messenger RNA, 2867 nt
Organism: Musca domestica (house fly)
Lineage: Eukaryota; Metazoa; Arthropoda; Insecta; Diptera; Muscidae
Product: zinc finger protein 345
Exons: 6
Coding region: 656-2713 (685 amino acids)
Biological process (GO): regulation of transcription by RNA polymerase II
Cellular component (GO): nucleus
Molecular function (GO): DNA-binding transcription factor activity, RNA polymerase II-specific; zinc ion binding; RNA polymerase II transcription regulatory region sequence-specific DNA binding
Source: RefSeq, a predicted model, not a curated record